This is a messenger RNA of Triticum aestivum (bread wheat), 1460 nucleotides long. Its product is annotated as SAGA-associated factor 29 homolog A. The record is from RefSeq and is a predicted model, not a curated record. Lineage: Eukaryota; Viridiplantae; Streptophyta; Magnoliopsida; Poales; Poaceae. Gene Ontology annotation, cellular component: SAGA complex. The transcript has 9 exons. The coding region runs from base 206 to 1009 and encodes 267 amino acids.
CCCAUUCUCCUCUCCUGCCGCACUCCACGGCUGCACGCCUGCAAACGUAAAAAAGAAGGCCAAGGCUAAUCAGCUCCAGCCGGUUCUAUUGGGCAUCGUUCCAGUAUCGUUCACCAAAGCAUCGUGUGCGAAGUACUUUCGAAAAAAGAACCCCAAGCGCCAGGCCCCAAGUCGACUGGGCUCUCCCAUCGGAUCCAAGCCGAAUAUGUCGUCGUCGGUCGGAGGCGGAGGGGGAGGCGGCGCGGCUUUGGCCGGAGGGGACGUCGCUGGCCUUCUGGACAAGGCCAAGGAGCUGGACCAGCUGCGGAAGGAGCAGGACGAUGUGGCCACCGAGAUCAAUAAGAUCCACAAGAAGAUCAUCUCCUCCCCAGAGAUGGUGGAUAAAUCAGUUGAUGCCAUGAUGGCUAGGCUUCGUGGUUUUUAUGUACAAGCAAGAGAACUCUCUGAGAGUGAAGUCAGUGUUUCAUCUGCUUUGGUUGGACUAUUAGAUGGUUUGUUGCAAUCUGGAGUUUCAGCUGCACCAAGAAAAAAGAUAGAAAUCAGUGAACAGAAAAAGAAGAGGAUGAAGUCUGAUACAGACACAACACGAUUUUCCUCUGCAUCUAUGAGGAGCCAACUUGACCAAGCUGCAAACCUUAAAGGAGAGCAGGUUGCAGCUAGGGUAAAAUCGGAUGAUGAAAAAGACGAGUGGUUUGUGGUGAAGGUUAUACAUUUCGAUAAGGAAACAAAAGAAUUUGAAGUAUUGGAUGAGGAGCCUGGUGAUGAUGAAGAGAGCGCCCAAAAGUUUGAGAGGAAAUACAAGUUGCCUAUGUCAUAUAUUAUUCCAUUUCCAAAGAAAGGAGAUCCGUCUAGUGCUCAGGAUUUUGGACAGGGUCGGCAAGUCUUAGCUGUUUAUCCUGGCACAACAGCAUUAUAUAGGGCUACCGUAGCCUCUCAACGUAAGAGGAAGUCUGAUGAGUACGUAACCUAUACUUCUACAACCUUCUAUGAUUUACAAUCUCUUAUUUGAUGACGACGAAGAGGAUGGGAAUCUACCAGAGAGAGCUGUUCCAUUUUACAGAGUGGUUGCGCUCCCGGAGGGCCAUCGGCAAUGAAAAACCUCGAUAUGGACAUCUGGCUUUGCUCUAGCAAAUGAUAGUGUGUACGAAGAUGACAGUUUUCGAGCCUGAUGAUGUCGUAAUCUUACUUUACCUGCAGCCGACAACUAGGUGCAGUUCAUAUGACUGUGCUACUGUACCAUUGUAUGUAUAUAUCUUGAGUUAGAGUUGGCUUGCAUGCCAUGUACUGUAUUUCAUAGGCUUUGCAAGUGGAAGGUUAUGUAAAUAGAAAUUGAUUGAGCGUUGUUUUAGAACAUUAAGUGGCCCUAUCAGAAUAUAUGUUUGCCUCACUUCACACGUUGUAAAAUACUUUGGUGACAAUCUGAUCAAUUACUCCUGGCUUCAACUAGAUUCCUACCUAUA